AUACAUCGAACUUGUGACGUUUAAGAACCAGAUCUUACGAUACUGUCCGCGCCAAACGAAUGAGCUGUCCUCGUCGGAACCAUUUUGUGUGUUAACUUUGAUUCCCUAUUCUUCCGUUCGUUCGGUCUCGAUCGUGGUAAAAGAAGAGACAUUUUUUAAAAAUGAUACCAAAUUGUAUCAGAAACAUAGGCGCGCAAACGUCAAAACGAAACUUCGGGAGCUGGAAUGAGGUGGUGUCUUAUUUCUUUAACAAGAAAAAUAAUUAUGCCACGGAAGCUACGUAUGAAAUCAAACCUUUCCGGUUACACAAAUUGGAUAGCGGGCCAUCCAAUCGUGUUAAUGUUACUAGGGAUGAAGCUUUAGAUCUUUAUAAAAACUUACACACGAUCCGUCGUAUGGAAACAGCAGCUGGAAACCUCUACAAGGAAAAGAUUGUCAGAGGUUUUUGCCAUUUAUAUUCUGGCCAAGAAGCAUGCGCGGUUGGUAUAAAAGCAGCUCUUAGGCCACAAGAUUCUGUAAUCACUGCCUAUCGGGCUCACGGUUGGACUUAUUUAAUGGGCAUAGAACCGAUUGGUGUUUUAUCAGAAUUAACUGGUAGAAAAGGAGGUAAUGCAAAGGGUAAAGGUGGUUCCAUGCACAUGUAUGCUAAAAACUUCUAUGGUGGAAAUGGGAUUGUUGGUGCUCAAGUACCGUUAGGAGUUGGAAUUGCCCUUGCUCAAAAAUACAUGAACACCGGAGGUGUAUGCUUUGCUCUGUACGGAGAUGGUGCAGCUAAUCAAGGACAAUUAUUUGAAGUGUAUAAUAUGGCAAAGUUAUGGGACGUUCCUUGUAUCUUUGUCUGCGAAAACAAUGGAUACGGUAUGGGUACCAGCGUGGAACGUUCUUCCGCUAGUACAGAAUAUUACACAAGAGGAGACUAUGUCCCUGGAAUUUGGGUGGAUGGUAUGGAUGUACUGGCAGUUAGGGAAGCUACGAGAUUUGCUAUAGACUAUUGCACAUCUGGUAAAGGUCCGCUUGUUAUGGAAACUGAAACGUAUAGAUACAGUGGUCACAGUAUGUCAGAUCCUGGAACCAGUUACCGUACAAGAGAAGAGAUACAAGAAGUGAGGCAGACUCGAGAUCCUAUCACUGGUUUCAAAGAACGAAUCCUGAAUUCUAAUCUUGUCACGCAAGAAGAAAUGAAAGCAUUAGAGAACAAAAUAAGAAAAAUGGUAGAUGAUGCUGUGAAAGCUGCAAAGGCGGACAGUGAAAUUCCACUAAACGAACUUACCGCUGACAUUUAUGCUAAUAAUUUAGAAAAAGAAAUUCGUAAUAUAACGCCAUUCAAACCUCUGUCGCACACGAGGUUAGGCCCAGCUAUUAAUGCUUAAACAAAUUUCACGAAAAGAGAACUCCAAACGAAUUAAAACAUGUCAAUCUCGUAUAUGAUAAUGAUACCUAUCCCUGGUAAAGCUCAUAGUUUGUACAGAAGACCUAGGGGAUAUUCUCCUGAAUUUAGGUAAAGAAUAACAAAUUCUUGGAUAACGGUUGCGUUUACCACUUACGGUUCAGUUGUAUGUAUACAUAGUAUAUAUUUAUUUAAUUUAUAGAUAAAUAGUACUGUAAGUGAUCAAUUCAGUGUCUUAGACCGAUUAAUAAAUAAUCCACUGCCAACGUAUAGCCGGUGAUCUUUCAUGUAAAUAAUACACUUGCAAUUGUGGAUCAAAACAGUAAAUGUAUAAAGUCAUUUAGAAAGGCAAUACACGUAUGUACGUUAUGGGUUUUCUUAUUUUCGUUACAAAUUACACCAUCGUUGCUCGUUAUUUUGUGUUAACAAAUGAAUCUGAAAUGAACUACUGUAAAGUACUUGUAA
Colletes gigas is the source of this 1852-nucleotide messenger RNA. RefSeq names its product probable pyruvate dehydrogenase E1 component subunit alpha, mitochondrial. Bases 162 to 1370 code for a protein of 402 amino acids. The transcript is spliced from 7 exons. Gene Ontology annotation, biological process: pyruvate decarboxylation to acetyl-CoA. Gene Ontology annotation, cellular component: intracellular membrane-bounded organelle. NCBI's taxonomy places the organism in Eukaryota, Metazoa, Arthropoda, Insecta, Hymenoptera, Colletidae. Gene Ontology annotation, molecular function: pyruvate dehydrogenase (acetyl-transferring) activity. The record is from RefSeq and is a predicted model, not a curated record.